Messenger RNA from Dunckerocampus dactyliophorus (ringed pipefish), 1868 nucleotides. RefSeq names its product protein disulfide isomerase family A, member 2 (gene pdia2). The record is from RefSeq and is a predicted model, not a curated record. NCBI's taxonomy places the organism in Eukaryota, Metazoa, Chordata, Actinopteri, Syngnathiformes, Syngnathidae. Gene Ontology annotation, molecular function: protein disulfide isomerase activity. The transcript is spliced from 11 exons. Bases 53 to 1768 code for a protein of 571 amino acids. Gene Ontology annotation, cellular component: endoplasmic reticulum. Gene Ontology annotation, biological process: response to endoplasmic reticulum stress; protein folding.
AUUCGCACCUUCGCAGUCAUCCUCACCUGAGCGCAGGAAGCAGUUGGCAGACAUGAAGACGUCGUCGUCCGUGACCGUGCUGGCUGUGAUGCUGCUCCUGCGGGCCUCCUGCGGCCACGCCGCCGAGGCUCCAGAGGGGACAGAGGACGGCCCCAAGGAUGAACAGGGGGAAGCAGAGGAGGUGGAAGAAGAGGCCGAGGAGGAGAAGACGACCGAGAUCAAGGAGGAGAAAAACGUGAUGGUUCUACACGCCAACAACUUUGCCACCGCGCUCAACCAGACCAAGUUUUUACUGGUGGAAUUCUAUGCUCCGUGGUGUGGUCACUGCAAGAAGCUGGCGCCGAUCUACGCUGAAGCUGCAAGACAGCUGAAGCUGGAGGAAGCAGACAUACGUUUGGCCAAAGUGGACGCCACCGAGGAGACGGCGCUGGCCGAAGAGUUUGGCAUCGGCAACUUCCCCGUCCUGAAAGUUUUCAUCAACGGCGACCGCAAGCAGCCCGUGGACUUCACGGGUAAGAGGACAGUAACAGGAAUAAUCCAGUGGUUGAAGCGUCGAACAGGCCCCGGUGCUGCCGUCCUUGACUCAGCCAAAUCUGCCGCCCACUUCAUCGAUUUCCACAACAUCUCUGUUGUCGGAUUCUUCCACUCGCUGGAAAGCGAGACUGCCAAGGAGUUCUCCGAGGUUGUCAUGGAGAUGACCGACACAGAGUUUGGCAUCACAGCGUCUCCGGAGGUUUUCCAGAAGUAUGAACUGAAGUCUGAAACAGUGGUGCUCUUCAAGAAGUUUGAUGAUGGCAGGGCAGACUUCGUCCUGCCGGAAGACGCCGAGUUGGACAAAAGCAAACUGACCAGCUUCAUCAAAGAGAACAGCCUGGAGCUCAUCAUCCCCUUCACUCAGGAGAAGGGAGAGAAUAUCUUCUCAUCCAGCAUUCACUUUCACUGUUUGCUCUUCAUCAACUCCACCGUGGACAGCCACAAAGAUCUGGUAGACCAAGUCAGGACCAUCGCCAAGACCUUUAAGGGCAAGAUGCUGUUCAUCACCAUCGACGUGACGGCUCCGCUGUCGUUCGUUUUGGACUUUUUUGACGUGACGGCGGACAAAGCCCCCACAGCUCGCCUGAUGAACAUGAACACGGGGAAGAAGUUCAGAGCCGAUGAGGAGGAUCUCGUGAGCUUGUUGCCACGGUUGUGUCAGGAGGUCCUGGACGGCAAGGCUGAGCCUUACUAUCGCAGUCAAGACGUCCCUGAUGACUGGGAUAAAGAACCCGUUAAAGUCCUGGUGGCGAAGAAUUUCAAGUCAGUCGCUCUGGACCCAACCAAAAACGUCUUUGUGGAGUUUUAUGCUCCAUGGUGCGGACACUGCAAGCAGCUGGCCCCCAUCUGGGAACAGCUGGCGGAGAAGUACGCCGACCGCGACGACAUCGUCAUCGCCAAGAUCGAUGCCACCGCCAAUGAGGUGGAAUCGUUUACUGUCACCGGAUUCCCCACGCUCAAAUACUUCCCGGUUGGCGACAAAGACGUGGUGGACUACAAGGGAAACCGUGACCUGGAGACAUUGUCCAAGUUUUUGGACAAUGCUGGAGUUUUCCUAGACGAAGACGAUGAUGACGACGAAGAUGAUGACGAUGAUGACGAUUAUGAUGAUGAUGAUGAUGAUGAUGACGAUGGGAAUGAUGACGGGAAUGAUGGAGAUGAUAAGGAUGGCGAUGGUGGAACGGAAGCGGAGGAGAAACCCAACAACACGAUGUCCAGGAAAACUGAGCUGUAAUGACUUUUUGCUUUUCUUUGUUUUUUUUCCCAUCAAUAAAUGUAAUUCCAACAACACAAAUAACCUUGAAAAUUGUCACUACCUGAAGUCUGACACAUAA